UGUAAACACUCGCAAAUAUUCUUUUCAAUUUCGACCGCCAUCAUGCCCGUUCCUUGGGAAGCUCUCAUUCCUUUCGGCCUGGUCACAGUUAUGUUUGGAGUUUCUGGUACAUUACUGAACGUCUCCACGAGAGCACAGAACUUGGGCAAACCGGUCCGUCACAACAUAGAUAAUUGGGACGAGAUGAUGAUGAGGAGAGACGAGCAAUUAACUGGCCAUAAGCGAGGGCAAAGAGAUGAUCCUACACCACCCCCUGGAUUCGAAACAAGUAGUGUGUGGUACACGGAAAAGACAGCAUAAUAUACUUAUAUCAUUGCGCACGAGGCCUGUAUUUCGACAUUUGACAUCUCAAUGUUAUAUAUACAUACACUCAUGCAAGACUGGCCGUGCACAUAAAUCGAAUGGUGCACUCACACAGAUGAUUUCGCCACAUUGGCGACGAGUCAAGCUGCAGCUCAUACUGACCAU
Molecule: messenger RNA, 468 nt
Organism: Lentinula edodes (shiitake mushroom)
Lineage: Eukaryota; Fungi; Basidiomycota; Agaricomycetes; Agaricales; Omphalotaceae
Product: small secreted protein
Exons: 4
Coding region: 43-300 (85 amino acids)
Source: RefSeq, a predicted model, not a curated record